Messenger RNA from Otolemur garnettii (small-eared galago), 1602 nucleotides. It is a transcript of the gene RFX8, whose product is annotated as RFX family member 8, lacking RFX DNA binding domain. NCBI's taxonomy places the organism in Eukaryota, Metazoa, Chordata, Mammalia, Primates, Galagidae. Bases 1 to 1602 code for a protein of 533 amino acids. The transcript is spliced from 15 exons. Gene Ontology annotation, molecular function: DNA-binding transcription factor activity, RNA polymerase II-specific; RNA polymerase II cis-regulatory region sequence-specific DNA binding. Gene Ontology annotation, biological process: regulation of transcription by RNA polymerase II. The record is from RefSeq and is a predicted model, not a curated record.
AUGGCCGAGGGUGUGCCGGCCUCCCCGUCGGGCGGAGGGGGCAACCGGGGCCUGCACAGCGGCAUCAUCCAGUGGUUGGUUGAUAAUUUCUGCAUUUGCGAAGGGUACAGCGUGCCUCGCUGUCUCAUGUAUGAGAUUUAUGUGGAAACCUGUGGGCAGAAUGCUCAGAACCAAGUCAAUCCAGCAACAUUUGGGAAGCUGGUGCGCUUGGUUUUCCCUGAUCUUGGCACCCGGAGGCUGGGCACCAGAGGAAGUGCCAGGUAUCAUUAUGAUGGAAUCUGUAUCAAGAAAAGUUCUUUCUUCUAUGCCCAGUAUUGCUACCUUCUAGGCGAAAAAAGGCACCACAGUGGAGAUCUUGUUGCCUUUGAAAAAUCUACUAAUUAUAGCAGCAUUAUCCAACAAGAAGGAACAUGUGAGGAUCAUUCACCAGUAAAGACAGACCCAGUUGGAUCCCCCUUGUCUGAAUUCAGGAGAUGUCCAUUUUGGGAGCAAGAGCUGGCAAAGAAGUAUUCCUGCAAAAUGAUGACCUUUCUUGCGGAUGAAUACUGCAACUAUUGUCAAGACAUUUUACAAAACGUGAGGAAUCAAGAACUUGAGAGGGUGGGGGACUUGCUUACUUCCUUCUGGAAGUCUCUGCAGCAAGACACGGUUAUGCUGAUGUCACUACCUGAUGUGUGCCAGCUCUUUAAAUGCUAUGACAUACAGCUGUACAAGGGAAUUGAGGACAUUCUCCUUCAUGACUUCCUGGAAGAUGUUUCUAUUCAGUACCUGAAAUCCGUGCGGUUAUUUAGUAAGAAGUUUAAGCUGUGGCUUCUUAAUGCUUUGGAAGGUUUUCCAGCCCUCUUACAGAUCUCCAAACUCAAAGAAGUUACUGUGUUUGUCAAAAGACUGAGAAGAAAGACAUACCUUUCCAACAUGGCAAAGACUAUGAGAAUGGUAUUGAAAAAUAACAGGAGAGUCAGCAUUUUGAAGUCGGAUCUGCACACCAUUCUCCAUCAGGUCACCUUGGAUAUUUCCAAGAAAGCUCUGGCGGGUGACCCAAGCAACAAAGAUGAUGAACUGGAGAAAAAUUCGGAGAUGAAAUGCUUAAGCAGUUUGAUUUCUUUGCUGGGAACAUCAACAGAUCUCAGUGUAUUCCUGAACUGUCUGUCUUCAAAUCUCCAGGCGUUUGUCUUCCAGCCGAGCAGAAGCAAAGAGGAGUUUAUCAAAUUGGCCGCCAGCUUCCAGCUAAGAUGGAAUUUCCUUCUCACUGCCGUGAGCAAAGCCAUGACCCUCUGCCACAGAGAUAGUUUUGGUUCUUGGCAUCUAUUUCAUUUGCUGCUCUUGGAAUAUGUGAUUCAUAUACUUCAGUCAUGCAUAGAGGAGGAAGAGGAGGAGGAAGAUGUGGGGAGCGUCAAGGAAAUGCUAACAGAUGACCAGUCCCUUCUCAUCCAGGUAUUGUUGGAAGACAAGGCCACCAAAAGCGCCGUUAAGCUCAGCCUUCCUGUAGGACAAGAGGCCCUCGUAACCCUAAAAGAUGGACAAAAAUUUGUGAUUCACAUAUCAGAUGUACCCCAAACCUCUGAAAAUGUUUAUUUCAGAGAAAGCAAUGCUAAUAUGUAA